Nycticebus coucang (slow loris) is the source of this 5014-nucleotide messenger RNA. It is a transcript of the gene NIPAL3, whose product is annotated as NIPA like domain containing 3. Lineage: Eukaryota; Metazoa; Chordata; Mammalia; Primates; Lorisidae. Bases 385 to 1605 code for a protein of 406 amino acids. Gene Ontology annotation, cellular component: membrane. Gene Ontology annotation, biological process: magnesium ion transport. The transcript is spliced from 12 exons. The record is from RefSeq and is a predicted model, not a curated record. Gene Ontology annotation, molecular function: magnesium ion transmembrane transporter activity.
CACUGCAGCACCUCCGCCGCGGAGUUGGGUAGGAAUUAGGAAGGCUGUGCCUCCGGGUUGCACGGAGAGUCCAUGUCAUUUCUCAGAAAUCUCCGAUAAGUGAACCUUGGAGGAAACACCACCGAGCACAGCAAGACCUGGAAUUUCCACCCCUGUCUGUCUGCUUGGGAGAGACACAGAAAUUGGUACUUCUCAGAGUGAAGCUGAGGAAAGGGCUGUCCAUCAGUCAGAAAAGUCUCAAAGUGCUCCUUCAGCCUGAGGAAAGAAGAGAUGGCUGCUGGAAGGAGGUGAACCCCAUGAGGAAAGAUGGCUUCUGGCUUGGGCCCUGCCUAGCAGCAGCUUGAGUUCCUCAGCUGGCUGGCUGGGAUGUGCCACUAGGCCACCAUGGAUGGAGCCCACGGUGCCGCCCUGCAGCUGCAGCAGCUCCCACCCACGAGCAGUGCCAACUCCAUGAGCGAGGGCUCCUUCUCCUACAAGGAAAAUUUGAUCGGCGCCCUCUUGGCGAUUUUUGGGCACCUUGUGGUCAGCAUUGCCCUUAACCUCCAGAAGUAUAGCCACAUCCGCCUCGCAGGCUCCAAGGACCCCCGGGCCUAUUUCAAGACCAAGACAUGGUGGCUGGGUCUGUCCCUGAUGCUGCUGGGUGAACUGGGCGUGUUCGCCUCCUACGCCUUUGCUCCACUCUCCCUGAUCGUGCCUCUCAGCGCAGUCUCCGUGAUAGCUAGCUCCAUCAUAGGAAUCAUAUUCAUCAAAGAAAAAUGGAAACCUAAAGAGUUUCUGAGGCGCUAUGUCUUGUCCUUUGUUGGCUGCGGUUUGGCUGUUGUGGGUACCUACCUGCUGGUGACAUUUGCACCUAACAGUCACGAGAAGAUGACAGGCGAGAACGUCACCAGGCACCUUGUGAGCUGGCCUUUCCUUUUGUACAUGCUCGUGGAGAUCGUCCUGUUCUGCUUACUGCUCUAUUUCUAUAAGGAGAGGAACGCCAACAACGUCAUCGUGAUUCUUCUCUUGGUGGCAUUACUCGGCUCCAUGACGGUGGUGACGGUCAAGGCUGUGGCCGGGAUGCUUGUCUUGUCCAUUCAAGGGAACUUGCAGCUCGACUACCCCAUUUUCUACGUGAUGUUCGUGUGCAUGGUGGCAACCACUAUCUACCAGGCCGCGUUUCUAAGUCAGGCCUCACAGAUGUACGACUCUUCCUUGAUUGCCAGCGUGGGCUACAUUCUGUCUACAACUGUCGCUAUCACAGCAGGUGCAGUGUUUUACCUGGACUUCCUUGGGGAGGACGUGCUGCACAUCUGCAUGUUUGCGCUGGGGUGCCUCAUUGCAUUCUUGGGCGUCUUCUUAAUCACGCGAAACAGGAAGAAGGCCAUUCCAUUUGAGCCCUAUAUUUCCAUGGAUGCCAUGCCAGGUAUGCAGAACAUGCAUGACAAAGGCAUGACUGUCCAGCCUGACCUCAAAGCUUCUUUUUCCUACGGGGCCCUGGAAAACAACGACAGCAUUUCUGAGAUUUACACUCCUGCCACACUGCCAGUCAUGCAAGAAGAACACGGCCCCAGAAGCGCCUCUGGGGUUCCCUACCGAGUGCUGGAGCACACCAAGAAGGAAUGAGACUCGCCUCCCUCCAUUUGUAACUGUUCAAGCCCGGCUGGCAGUGGCUCGACCCUUAAUUCUAAAAUUUGCCUUUCAAGUCUCAUUUUUUGUUUUUUAACUGACAACUCCAUGGAGACUGAUCUUGGAAAGCCUUUGUAUCUAACAAAAGGAUACAUGAUCUUGGUCUUGGAAAUUUCAAAUGAUGAGGGUCAGGGAAUGAAAGAGUAUUCCAGAUGGGAGAUAUGGAAUUCAGCCUCUGCCUGGUUUUAGCCCAGAGGUAUUUAGAAAGCCUGUUUACCAUCAGUAAGGUGGUAACUGAGCUUCCUGGAUCAACGAUCAAAGGUUGCAACAUUCUUCAGGAGCUAAGGCAAGGUAGAGGUUCCACUCUGAUCUAAGGUCUCGAACCCAGUGAAGGGCUGGAGGCCUCUAACUCUGUCUUCCUCCACCUCACACGCAUGCCUGGUCUCUCUCACUCAUGAUGCCAUAUCUGUGAAAUAUUCGCAUCCUUCACACGGCAGAGCGGGCCAACCCUGGGCAGGACAUUCUGUCACUCUUGUGUGACAUCUACCUUCCAGUUGUCUCUGCCCUUCCAGUGAAGACAUGCUUGGUGUGUUUAUAUUGACUCUGCUCUGAAAACUAGUUUGGGGCCUGGGAGAACUACCAGAUUAGGUUUUCUUUCCCCCAGGGGAACUGGUGUUCAGGGGAAGAUUGAGGAGGAUGGGGGAAAGGUGAGGUUACUGCCUCCCUCUUGAUCAUACAAAACAUGAUCACACCACUUGAGAAGAUAGAACAUCUGGCUGUUACAUGUUAUUUUUUCCCCUGCACAUCAGUGCCCCCUGGGAAAGUUGAGGGUACUCACUUCAGAGACAGCAUCUUGCACAUCUGCUCCACACUCCCAAGUCUCCUUCUCAGUCCACUUUGAGUUAUUGGUCAGUUUCCUUGGAAUCAGUUGAGACUCCCUGGAUCUUAACCUCCUGCACGUGUGUCUGGGAGAAACAAGCUUUCUCAAAAAUGGGCUAUUUCUUUCUUUCUGUUCCUGACUAUCUUCUCCUAGACUGACUGUAUACUUCUGAGAGUGGCAGGUGAAGGUUUGCACACUUUAAUGACCAGAUGGACCUCCUAGGAGUUUAUGUAAAAUGCAAAUUCCUAGACCCCAACUGCGGGCACUCAUUAAAUGGGACUGCAUGCUUAACUGGCACACAGGUGGUUCUGAUGCCAGAAAUCCAGAGAUCCCACACCUGGAAAGCCUAAUAAUGGAAAAAGAAGGGCUGCUAAAAAAAACCCCAGGGCCCCGUGCACCCCGGUUAGGAGGUUGAAAUUACCAGUUAUUUCCUCUCUGGGAUUCUUUUUGGCAGGUGAAUAAUCCCCAUAGAACCUGUGGCAUUUCUUCAUCCUGUGAAUGCUCUUAGAACUACACUCACUGUUUCCAGAGACAGCCUUCAAUAGGCAAGAAAACAGUGUUAAUAGACCAGUGUUGACAGAUGUUUAUCUUUACAGAUGUGCUUAAUGCUGAUUGAGUACCUUGCCUUCCAAAAUGCCUUCAUUUGUUGCCUGUGAUAACCACUUCUGUAUUGUGUCUUUAAUGCCUCAGAAGGCAACAGACAAUAAGCUUUUUUUUCCCCUUAGGAUGGGUAUCAACUCUACUUAACAAUAUUUAUAAGGCAUUUGCUAUGUGUUAAGUGUUGGGGGGAGGGGGGGUCAAAGCUAUAGAGAUAAGACAUAGUUCCUGCCCUCCAGGCCAGCAGGGGAGACCAAAUUCCCAGGAAUCUCUGGCAGGGCAGGCUGUGACAGGUGUAUGUGCAAUAGUGGGCCACAGAAAAUGAGUCGUGGUGGCCCUGGUAAAGGUCAGACCCUGAGCCCAAAGCACCAUUCAGAGUUGGAUUUUGGCUCCACUCAUGGAUGGGUGGUAGAUCUGAGCAAAGCACAGAAAGUAGGGUGAUCAUCCCACACACACACACACACCCCAGGGCAGAGGGGCCAGCAUUUGCAAAGGCACAGAGGUGGAGAGGGGUGGUUGGCCAAAAAAAGAGAGCCAGGGAAUGUGGUGGGAGACAGGGCUUGAAAGAUAAGCAGCAAAAGCCAAAACAUGGGGGGUCUCGAGUCCCUGGCUGAGGAGUUUAAAGCGUAUUCCUUUUUUUUUUUUAAGCAUAUUCUUGAGAGCACAGGAGCCAUUGAUAGUUCAUGAGGAAGAGACUGCAGGAUCAGCACUGGUGAGAAAGGAGGACUUGUUCAGUGUAGAGGAGGAAUCAGAAUUGGUAAUAAGUCACCUUUCAAGGUCAAGCUCUGAGCCUGCAAGAAAACAACAGAAAGGGGGAAAUAAAAUCAGGUUUCAGGGCUAUUCAAGUAUUCUUCAUUUCCCAAGUGAUUUUUCUAAGGCUGGGGGCAAGGGCAGAGUGAAUGAAGGUGAACAGGAAGGCUAUUUAGGUUGUCAGACUUCGGGGGUCAGCAACAAUUCUGGCGUGUGUGCUCCCAAAUUCACUCUGCCCCUCCUUCCCACUUUGUUACGGGCCUUUUAACCCAGGGCCAGCCAGCUUUCUUGAGAUGAGUAGAUAAAAGUGCACUGUCAUUUCAGGUCUGCUGCAGAUCACGGGGACAAGGCCUCCCAGGAACUGCUGCUGGGGCCUGAGUGGCUCCCCUACCUUCAGUUUGGGGGCGGUGGCAUCUUUCCACAUAGCUGAGCCACGAGAGGUUCUGAGCAGAAACUUACAGGGUGGUUUCCUGAGUGGAAGUCAGGGGAGGUCCUUGAGCAGUGGGAAGGACAGCUGGUGUGGAGCCAUCGUCACCAAAGUUCUCAAUCUGUCUUGAGCUAACUUCUCCCAGUCUUUGUUCUUAAGUGUAAAUGAACCGUUUGCUGGUGGCAAUAAACGGCACUGUUAGGAUGGAGAAGAACAUCAGUUCUGUGUGUUUACCAUGGCUCUAACAUCCCCAGGCUCUCUUGGGCAGCAACAUUGAAUAUCACACCUGCAUCUCCUUCCUAGCUGCCAGGUGUGGUACUCACCAAACUUGGGUUUAAACUUCAGCUGCCAUCACAUCAAGCCUCAGGUUCACCAAGGGUUUUUGCAGCAUGGAGUUGAAUGCCAGGUAGAAGAGGGAGGGCUGAGGUCUCUGUUGCUUUUCUGGUGGAAACCGGACAGCUUGAUGUCCCCGUGUGGAUACAGAACGUCCAUGAGGGGAGCAUUAGGCAACCUGCCCUGCAGUCUUGUGAAUUCCAGAUCUGGUCCCACACUGGCUGAUAGGCAAAAUAAGUUACCUCUGUGUUUGUCUGAGGAGCUGUGUAUAUGAAGUCACCUUAGAUUACAUUUUCUGUGGUUGCUUAUAUUUUGUUAACUUCACGACUCAUGUGGCAUGUCUAAUUUUUCGAAAAACGUGUGCUAUGUGCAAAUAACAUUAUGAAGUUGUAUUUAAUUAAAAAAAAAUCUACGACAUA